AUGUACCUGCUGCUCUGUAUGCUGGCACUCACCGACAUCACCACCUCUACCUGCAUUGUGCCCAAAGCCCUGGGUAUAUUUUGGUUCAAUCUGGAAGUUAUCACAGUGAGUGGCUGCCUCACCCAAAUUACCUUCCUUGGCCUGGCUUUUGUAAUGCAAUCCUCCAUCCUUAUGGCAAUGGGCUUUGAUCGCUACGUGGCCAUAUGCAACCCUUUGAGAUAUGCCACCAUCCUCACCCACACACGGUUAGCUACCUUUGGGCUCAUCAGUUUAAUACGAGGGAUUCUCUGUGCGCUUCCCAUGCCCCUGAUGAUGAGCCAACUGCCAAUCUGCGGCAAACGCAUCAUCGCUCAUACAAUCUGUGAGCCUAUCCUUGUGGCAAAGAUUUUAUGUGGAGACCUCACAUUCUACAGGCUCUAUAGCUUGGGGAUGACACUUACUCUUGUUGGGUUGGACAUGAUGCUCCUUGCCCUUUCAUACUUUCUGAUUCUCAGGGCCGUUCUUAGAAUCUCCUCUCAGAAAGCCCACCAUAAAGCCCUCAACACCUGCACCGCCCACAUCAGUGUGAUGCUGAUGUUUUAUACUCCCUACCUUUUCUUCAUUAUGAUAAAUUGGUUUGGUGGAAGCAUCGCUCCUCAUGUUCAAAUCUUCUUGGCCAAUGUCUAUGUCCUCGUCCCCACCAUGCUCAACCCCAUCAUUUAUGGAGUCAAAACCAAAAAGCUUCGUGACAAAAUGAAGAAAUUCAUCUGCAGAAUGUGA
Messenger RNA from Pelodiscus sinensis (Chinese soft-shelled turtle), 759 nucleotides. RefSeq names its product olfactory receptor 52D1-like. Gene Ontology annotation, molecular function: G protein-coupled receptor activity; olfactory receptor activity. Gene Ontology annotation, cellular component: plasma membrane. Lineage: Eukaryota; Metazoa; Chordata; Testudines; Trionychidae. The record is from RefSeq and is a predicted model, not a curated record. Gene Ontology annotation, biological process: G protein-coupled receptor signaling pathway.